Molecule: messenger RNA, 2892 nt
Organism: Erigeron canadensis
Lineage: Eukaryota; Viridiplantae; Streptophyta; Magnoliopsida; Asterales; Asteraceae
Product: putative leucine-rich repeat receptor-like serine/threonine-protein kinase At2g24130
Exons: 2
Coding region: 1-2892 (963 amino acids)
Biological process (GO): hormone-mediated signaling pathway; protein phosphorylation
Cellular component (GO): plasma membrane
Molecular function (GO): protein kinase activity; protein binding; ATP binding
Source: RefSeq, a predicted model, not a curated record
AUGAUUUCCUUUUUGUUCUUGAUAGUUUUCUUUUCAGUAGUUUCUGGAGAUGAGAAUGCUCGAAUUUUUAAUGACCGGGCUUCUCUUCUCACUUUCUUUUCCGGGAUCACUUCUGACCCCGGAAAUGUUCUCCAAAACUGGAGUAACCCUUCCACGGUCCAUGUUUGCAAUUGGACCGGUAUCACUUGCAAUGAAAAUCUUGAUUUCGUUCUUGAGGUUGAUCUUAGUGGAGCUUCGCUCCAUGGUACCAUAUCACCUGUCAUUUCUAAACUUUCUCGUUUAACGGUUUUGGAUCUUUCUAGAAAUUUCUUCAAGGGCGACAUUCCUAGAGAGCUUGGAUAUCUUUCCGAGCUUAAACAACUAAGUUUAUCCUCGAAUCUUUUAAGAGGGAAGAUCCCCCUAGAGAUAGGGUUUCUUAAUGGGUUACAAUAUCUUGAUUUGGGAAGUAAUAAGCUCGUUGGUGAUAUCCCGAAGACACUUUUUUGUAAUGGCUCGUCAUCUUUGGAGUAUGUAGAUAUCUCGAACAAUUCCUUAAGUGGUCCGAUUCCUUUGAAUGAAGAAUGUGAUGUUAAAAUGCUACGUUUUCUUCUUGUUUGGUCGAACCGACUUUCGGGUAGGAUUCCAAAAGCACUUGCAAACUCAUCCAAGCUAAAAUGGAUUGACUUAGAGUCAAAUUUUUUCGAAGGGGAGUUACCAUUUGAGAUUGUGAAAAACUUGUCAAAUUUGCAGUUUGUUUAUUUGUCAUACAACAAUUUUUCAGGUCCUCUUGAUAAGUUCUUUUCAGGAUUAACGAAUUCUCCACAUUUACAAGAACUCGAGUUAGCAGGAAACAGAUUGUCAGGAAAGAUUCAUAAUACUAUCGGGAAUCUUUCCAAAAGUCUGGUCCAGAUACAUCUAGAUGACAAUCAGAUAUCCGGAGGUAUUCCUCCGAAUAUCAGUAAUCUUCUAAACCUCACCCUUCUCAACUUGUCAAGAAACUCUCUAAAGGGAACAAUCCCAAGGGAGCUUUGCCAAAUGGCAAAACUCGAACGGCUAUACCUGUCAGAUAAUAUGCUUUCUGGAGAAAUCCCGUGGGCUUUUGGAAACGUUUCCAAGCUAGGUCUACUAGAUUUAUCCAAAAAUAGACUUUCUAGCUCAAUUCCUGACACUUUUUCUAGCCUUUCACAGUUACGAAGGCUCUUGCUUCAUAACAACAGGCUUGUAGGAACAAUUCCUACAAGCCUUGCACAAUGUGUAAACUUGGAGAUUCUUGAUCUUUCUCACAACCAAAUCUCGGGUUUGAUUCCAAGAGAAUUUGCUAGAUUGAGUACAUUAAAAUUGUACUUAAACAUCUCAUACAAUCACCUGAAUGGACCUUUACCACGAGAGCUUAGCAAAAUGAAUAUGGUUCUUGCCAUGGAUUUAUCAUCAAACAAUUUUUCUGGUGAAAUUCCAGCACAACUUGGAAGUUGCAUUGCUCUAGAGCUUCUAAAUCUCUCUGGAAACGCACUCGAAGGUCCUCUUCCUGAUUCGAUUGGGAAGUUGCCAUUUCUUGAUACCUUUGAUGUUUCAUUGAACAGAUUAUCAGGAAAGAUUCCAGAAUCUUUUCAGAAAUCUUUAACAUUGAAACAACUCAACUUCUCAUUCAAUAACUUCUCUGGGAAUACGUCGUUUUCAAAUCUUGAUACCAAUUCGUUUCUUGGGAAUCCUGGACUUUGCAGUAGUUCCAUCAAAGGGAUGCAAAGAUGCAAGAACAAGAAGAAAAAACAUAACAUUAGGUUUCCAGUUUUGUUUACUCUAUUAGCAAUUGCCAUCUUACUGUCCUUGAUCCCCAUAGUUCUGAAGUCGAAAUCAAAAAAGCAAUUUUCGAAAAUAUUUAGUAGGAAAGUUGUAUAUGAAGAAGACGAACACGAAAGAAAAGAGCAAAAUUAUCGAAAAAUCUCUCAUCAUGAACUCAUGGAAGCAACAGGAGGUUUUUGUAGCUCGAGUUUGAUCGGGUCAGGCCAAUUUGGGCAAGUGUAUAAAGGAACUCUCAAAGACAACACAAAGAUUGCAGUAAAGGUUAUAUCCGGUGCAAAAACCGCAGUAAUUUCAAGGAGUUUUAGUAGAGAAUGUGAAGUUUUGAGGAAUACUAGGCACAGGAAUUUGAUACGGAUUGUCACGAUCUGUAGCAGACCUGAUUUCAAGGCUCUCGUUCUGCCUUUAAUGCAGAAAGGGAGCCUUGAUGACCUUCUGUACCCAAGGGAUGGGCCAGCCCGCGUGAACUUGGUACAGAUGGUUAGAAUUUUAAGCGAUGUGGCUGAAGGGUUAUCCUAUUUGCAUCAUUAUGCACCGGUUAAGGUGGCUCAUUGCGAUCUUAAACCAAGUAACAUUCUUCUAGAUGAUGACAUGAAUGCUGUUCUUUCUGAUUUUGGUAUAGCUAAAUUAGUGAAAGAGGAAAUUGAGCAACUCUCACUGGUUGCUGGUGAUCGCUCCCCUUCAGUUAGCUCGACUGAUGGAUUGCUUUGCGGAUCAAUCGGUUACAUUGCUCCCGAAUAUGGAAUGGGCAGACAGGCAUCAACACAAGGAGACGUCUACAGUUUUGGGGUCUUGUUGUUAGAGAUGGUGACAAGAAAACGGCCCACGGAUAUGGUUUUCCACGAGGGUUUAACCUUACAUGAAUGGGUAAAGAGUCACUACCCACACAAGCUCGAACCCAUCAUAAAAGAGGCACUGACAAACUUCUCUCCAGUUUCGAGCACCAUGUCGUGCAACAGUAAGCUACUGCACGACAUGGUCUGGGAGCUCGUUGAGCUCGGGUUGAUCUGCACACAAAGUAACCCGUUAAUUAGACCAACCAUGUUGGAUGUGGCACAUGAAAUGGCUACAUGGAAGGAAUAUCUUUCUAAUCCUAAGGCGUUAUCAACGACAUGA